AUGGCAUCCAAUCUUCCUCUUCCUAUCCCUCCACGAACUCCCACUCCGCCGGCGGACGAACCCUACAACCAUGCAAUGCAGAAUAACCCCGGAAUCGCUCUUGAUCGCGACGCCCUAUCGCCACUUCGAGAAACAUUUCCCAAGAGCAUCGCACUAGAUCCAGGAAAUCAAGCCCGUCUCAGCCCUACAAAGGCAUCGUUCAAUUUAAGCUCCACAUCCGCAGAGAUGGCACCAUCUGCACGGAAUGGAUCAAUAGACUCAACCGCCGCGGGUCCCUUCAAUUUCGAUACCGCAGUGAUGGCGAAAAGUCCUGUGAUUAAAUCCAACAUUGGACAGCGUCGUGGCCACAAAUACAAGCACAGUAGUAUCUCACACCAGAUCUUUCUUGAACCUCCCCCUCGUGCGCCCUUGGCUCUUCCCAACUCCCUUCCAAUCCCGACACUCAAAGAAUGCCGUGCCAGCAUGUCUAAGGAGCAGAAAACCCGAUUUUGGUGGAGUCUAUGCCACAUGUUUGUUGCCGGAUAUAUACAAUGGGCCGCGCAUGGAUCGCUGGCGAUGACUGCGCUAUCUCAUUUGAUCUUAUUCGAUUCAUUGGGUGCUCUUCUAUGCGUCGCUGUAGAUGUGCUAGGGAACUUUGAGGUCUGGAAGCGAUCCAGUAUCCGUCAUCCAUUUGGGCUGGAGCGAGCGGAGGUUCUCGCCGGUUUCGCCAUGUGCGUACUGCUUCUGUUCAUGGGUCUCGACUUGAUAUCACACAAUCUGCAACAUUUCUUAGAAAAGUCAGGUCACGAACCUCAUCAUUCACAUCCUCAUGAAAGAGUUUCCUUGGGAAGUGUCGAUGUAACUGCUGUAUUGGCUAUCUGCUCGACUCUUGUCUCGGCAAUUGGGCUGAAGAACCAUGCGCGAAUCGGCAGAGCCAUGCGUUUUGCAUAUAUCGACUCUCUUCCCUCCGUUCUCAGCAACCCAUCACACUUCCUGACCCUCUCAUGCUCCGCUCUCCUGCUUUUGCUCCCCUUGGUCUCAAUCCGUAUUUAUGAUUGGUUGGACAAGCUUCUCUCCGGUACCAUCGCCAUAUCUAUGUGUGUUCUUGGAGUUCGCUUGGUAAAAACCCUUGGCUCUAUGCUUCUCAUGUCUUACUCCGGCGGGGGUGUUGCCGAAGUCAUUAAAGAUAUCGAAGCUGAGCCUUCGGUCUUUGGGCUUGACGAUGCGCGAUUUUGGCAGGUCCACUAUGGCCUUUGCAUGGCAAACGUGAAGUUACGCGUCUCAGGCACAGAAGACAAUGUUGCUCGAUUGCGGGAGAAGAUAUCCAGUCUGAUUCGAAACAGGCUUGGCGGGGGCUAUGGUACUGGAGGGCAGAAGUGGGAAGUUUCUCUCCAAUUCACCAUUGAACGGCCUUGA
Penicillium angulare is the source of this 1395-nucleotide messenger RNA. Its product is annotated as cation efflux family protein family. The record is from RefSeq and is a predicted model, not a curated record. Bases 1 to 1395 code for a protein of 464 amino acids. Gene Ontology annotation, biological process: zinc ion transport; transmembrane transport; intracellular zinc ion homeostasis. Gene Ontology annotation, cellular component: Golgi apparatus; membrane. Gene Ontology annotation, molecular function: zinc ion transmembrane transporter activity. The transcript has 2 exons. NCBI's taxonomy places the organism in Eukaryota, Fungi, Ascomycota, Eurotiomycetes, Eurotiales, Aspergillaceae.